CAGCUGUUUUGUUUAUUGUUGCACAAUGCGACAACCGGUAGUCAGCUCAUGGAAUUUAUUAGUUAAACGGUUCCUACAUACAAAUAAUGCAGCGCAAUUCGCCAAACAACAGCCCAACAACCUUAAGGGUAAAAGCAAAAGCUCUCAGGAUUGGUUAACACGGCAGCUGGCGGACCCGUAUGUGGAAAAGGCGCGCAUGUUAAAUUUCCGAUGUCGAAGCGCUUUCAAGCUUCUUGAAAUGGAUGAUAAAUACAAGAUUCUUAAACCUGGCGAUGUAGUGUUGGACUGUGGAGCCGCGCCAGGUAGUUGGACACAAGUAGCUGCCGAGCGAACCAAUGCAAAUGGCAAAACGGAGCGUAUGCCGAGGGGUGCUGUAUAUAGUAUAGAUCUUCUUCAUUUCCACGCAGUGCCAGGAGCGACAAUAUUUGGAGGAAUGGAUUUUACUAGCCCUCUUGCUCAGCAACGUUUACGAGAGUCGCUAGCUGGUCGCUCAGUCAACUGCGUUCUCUCGGACAUGGCACCCAAUGCAACAGGCGUGCGUAUGCUUGACCAGGAGAGUAUUACAAAUCUGUGCUAUGAAGUACUCAGGUUUGCACUUGCAAUGUCGGCACCGCAGGCCAAUUUAGUUGUAAAAAUCUGGGACAAUGGCGAUGUACCCAAACUGGAACGCGAUAUUUUGUGCUAUUACGAAAAAGUUAAAAGGGUAAAACCACGCGCUAGUCGUGGCGAUUCUGCGGAGCAUUUCUUACUGGCGCGCGGAUUCAAAGGUCUAGCACCAACGGCUACAUAGUCAUAUUUAGUUUUAAUAGUCGUAUGCA
This is a messenger RNA of Drosophila arizonae, 818 nucleotides long. RefSeq names its product Mitochondrial rRNA methyltransferase 2 (gene Mrm2). NCBI's taxonomy places the organism in Eukaryota, Metazoa, Arthropoda, Insecta, Diptera, Drosophilidae. Gene Ontology annotation, molecular function: rRNA (uridine-2'-O-ribose)-methyltransferase activity. Gene Ontology annotation, biological process: RNA methylation. Gene Ontology annotation, cellular component: mitochondrion. The record is from RefSeq and is a predicted model, not a curated record.